GUUCGGUUUUUUUGUGCGCCACCGCCGCUAUCUGAGCUCCUAUAAUCUCAGCUAAACAGUCCACCCCUCUCUCAAACAAACACGUAUAAUUGCCUAAAAUCAAAGGGUUUUACAGCUCAGCUCAUCCUCAUUAAUGGCGGACGAAACCCUAGCUUCUCACAAAAGAGACCCCAUCAAAUCCUCAGUUGGACAUGUUGCAGCACAGCGUAGAAAGCAACAUGCAGUUUCAAUCGGAAAAGAACGAAGAGAAGCGCUUGUGCGAACCAAGCGACUUUGCAGAGUGGGAGUUAGUGGUGAUAGUGAUGUUCCUAUAGAGAGCGAUAUGAUGAUUGAGGAAGACCAAUCCAUUUUGGAAGCUCAGACUUCAGCAGCUGUUGAAGAAUUAAAACUUUCCGUUGCCUAUCAGGGUAAAGGUGCCAUACAUAAAAAGGUGGCUGCUUUGCGUGAAUUAAGGCAUUUGCUGUCUAGAUCAGAGUUCCCUCCCAUUGAAGUUGCCAUUAGUUCAGGAGCAAUUAGUCUUCUUGUGCAGUGCCUUUCAUUUGGCUCCCUGGAUGAGCAGUUGCUUGAAGCGGCUUGGUGCCUUACAAACAUAGCUGCAGGAAGGCCUGAAGAAACAAAAGCUUUGUUACCAGCAUUACCUUUGCUUGUUGCUCAUCUUGGAGAAAAGAGUUCUUUACCUGUUGCUGAGCAAUGUGCAUGGGCACUGGGAAAUGUUGCGGGUGAAGGAGUGGAGUUGAGAAAUGUUUUACUAUCGCAAGGAGCAUUACCGCCUCUUGCAAGAAUGAUGCUACCAGACAAAGGCUCAGCUGUGAGAACGGCUGCAUGGGCAUUGUCAAACCUGAUCAAGGGACCAGAAUCUAAAGCUGCCACAGAGCUUAUAAGAAUCAGUGGAGUACUCGAUGCUAUUCUCCGACACUUAAAGAAGUCGGAUGAAGAGUUGGCAACUGAAGUAGCAUGGGUUGUUGUGUAUCUCUCCGCACUAUCAGGUGAAGCUACAAGUAUUCUGGUGAAGAGUGAUGUCCUUCAAUUACUCACAGAGAGAUUGACAACUUCGAAUAGUCUGCAGUUGCUCAUUCCGGUACUGCGGAGUUUGGGCAAUCUUGUGGCUGGCGAUGCUCACACAACAAAUGUUGUCCUGGUUCCUGGACAUGAAAUCACAGCAUUUGCAGAUAAUGUUGUAGCUGCACUAAUUAGAUGUCUGAAAAGCGAGCACCGUGUAUUGAAGAAGGAAGCUUCUUGGGUACUAUCCAAUAUAGCUGCUGGGUCUAUUGAACACAAGCAAUUAAUAUUCUCUAGCGAGGCAGUUUCUUCAUUGCUGCACCUUUUUACAACAGCACCAUUUGACAUAAGAAAAGAAGUAGCCUAUGUUCUAGGAAAUCUGUGUGUUGCCCCGACCGCAGUUUCUGGACGACCUUAUUUGAUACCGGACCACUUGGUUUCUCUUGUCGGAAGAGGGUGCCUUCGUGGUUUUAUCGAUUUGGUUAGGUCUGCUGAUAUUGAGGCUGCAAGGCUAGGACUUCAAUUCAUUGAGCUGGUUCUCAGGGGGAUGCCUAAUGACCAGGGUCCAAAGCUUGUUGAGAGAGAGGACGGCAUUGAUGCCAUGGAGAGAUUUCAGUUCCAUGAAAAUGAAGACCUUAGAAACAUGGCUAAUGAAUUGGUUGACAAAUACUUUGGAGAGGACUAUGGGAUUGAUGAGUAAAAGGAGUCCUUCCAUGGAGCAGCAAUGAGAACUUACUGUCACAACUGCUAGCCCUUAAUGUAAAUGGAGACCAAACAAACCUUGAGAUGGCCUUUUUAAUGGCUUAUACGUCUGUUUUUUUAACUGUGUUAGCUGUAUUUGAAAACUUAGAGGAGAGCUGAGGUGGCUGUAGAGGUAGAGCAAACAUGUUAUAGUGUUCAAACUGCAUCUCAAAUUCAUAAAUGCAAGAAAUAUUGUAUUUUAUGAUAUUCACACCUGUCAGUGCCACUGUACAUUAUGUUGAAACCCUAGAGCAUAAGCUCCAAUAAGAAAUGGACUAUUUGCACUCUGUCCAUUUUGUA
This is a messenger RNA of Daucus carota subsp. sativus, 2040 nucleotides long. RefSeq names its product importin subunit alpha-9. NCBI's taxonomy places the organism in Eukaryota, Viridiplantae, Streptophyta, Magnoliopsida, Apiales, Apiaceae. The transcript has 11 exons. Gene Ontology annotation, molecular function: nuclear import signal receptor activity; protein binding. The record is from RefSeq and is a predicted model, not a curated record. Gene Ontology annotation, cellular component: cytoplasm; nucleus. Gene Ontology annotation, biological process: NLS-bearing protein import into nucleus. Bases 134 to 1699 code for a protein of 521 amino acids.